CUGCAUUUAGGGCUCGCUAAUCUCAGUGUCUUGCGACCAGCUCAAUCUUUCAGAUGCCUGCCUAGGUACACGUCAAUUCUGAACAUAUAUUCCAAUGUCGACUCAACCCCCUUGCCUUUUUGACAUUACCAUAGUCUUGGUAGCCUCGUAUUAUCGAGAAAUGAGAUGGUGAAUUGUGACUCGCUUGGAAUGGUGCUCGAGAACAGGCCAUGCAUUGGCGUGAUCCGUGAUUCACGAGCACAAGGCAGACAUACACAGACGUGGCACUGUGGAGCACUUCGCCAUAGAGAUCAGUUGCUGCGAAUGGCGGUCGCGACACUGUCGUACAGAAUAGCUGUCAUGGAGUGCAGUGACAUAUGCGGGAAGGCUUUGCAAGUCUGGCGUUGUGGCACUGCAUAUCCUUCACAGCAGUGGCUCUUUCUGUCACCCAGCCGGGGAAUUUUUAUCAAAUAGCAUGUACGAUUUACCGGGCAACAGCUGCCACAGUGCCUGACAUCAGGAACGCUAGCUCAUCGUGUGACGGGACAUCGAGCACAUGCUACAUUGUCUCGGUUG
This is a messenger RNA of Aureobasidium subglaciale EXF-2481, 555 nucleotides long. RefSeq lists its product as uncharacterized. Lineage: Eukaryota; Fungi; Ascomycota; Dothideomycetes; Dothideales; Saccotheciaceae. The record is from RefSeq and is a predicted model, not a curated record. The transcript has a single exon. The coding region runs from base 166 to 453 and encodes 95 amino acids.